CUGUACCCGUACCAGCCACACUUUGCGCACGACUCGGGAAAUCUAGGCUGGAGACCCUGUGGUCCCUCUCCAAGGUUAGCUAGCGGGAUCCGUACCGCAGCAGCGACAAGCCGCCCGUGGCAGAGCCCAGAGGCAAAGACCGCAAAGGCUGGUCUUACCCACUCACGUCGUCAAUCUGCAGCCCACUCCCAGACACCACCACCACCGGUCCACCACUGGCUCCGGCAACCAAAUCCAAGGGCCGCACACAGCACACAGCGCACACUCUUUGCUGAGGGAACGCUGAAAGCCGAUAACACUGGGCUUGCACUCUUCUUUCCCUCGCUCACUCCCUCCUUUUUCACGCUCCCUCUAUCCUCCUUCUCAGGGCUGGAUCGAUCACGGAUACGUUGGGACUAA
This is a messenger RNA of Colletotrichum paranaense, 399 nucleotides long. RefSeq lists its product as uncharacterized. The transcript has a single exon. Lineage: Eukaryota; Fungi; Ascomycota; Sordariomycetes; Glomerellales; Glomerellaceae. The record is from RefSeq and is a predicted model, not a curated record. The annotation marks the transcript as partial.